AUGCCAAUGAAGCUUGAUAUUAAAAGAAAGCUUCUAUCAAGAUCUGAUCGAGUUAAAUCCGUGGAUUUACAUUCAACAGAACCAUGGAUUUGUGCUGCACUGUAUAAUGGAAAUGUGCAUAUAUGGAAUAUCGAGGCUCAGCAGUUGAUUAAAACUAUCGAAGUUUGUACAAACCCUGUUCGCGCUGCGAAAUUUGUUGCUCGCAAAAACUGGAUAGUUACAGGCUCUGAUGAUAUGCAGUUGCGAGUUUUCAAUUACAAUACUCUUGAACGAAUUCAACAAAUAGAAGCACAUUCUGAUUAUAUACGAUCUAUUGCUGUGCAUCCUACUCAACCAUUUAUCCUUACAUGUUCAGAUGAUAUGCUUAUACGUUUAUGGGAUUGGGAAAAUAACUGGACAUGCGCUCAGGUGUUUGAGGGUCACAAUCAUUAUGUUAUGCAUAUAGCAUUCAAUCCAAAGGAUAAUAACACGUUUGCUAGUGCUUCUUUGGAUCAUACAGUCAAAGUGUGGAGCCUAGGCUCAGGUACUCCAAACUUCACUUUAGAAGGUCAUGAGAGAGGAGUCAAUUGUGUAGAUUAUUCCACAUCUGGUGAUAAACCUUAUUUGGCUAGUGGAUCAGAUGAUAGAACUGUGAAAAUAUGGGAUUAUCAAACAAAAGCAUGUGUUCAAACUCUCGAAGGUCAUGCUCAAAAUAUCAGCUCUGUUUUAUUCCAUCCUGAAUUGCCAAUAAUUCUUACCGGAUCUGAAGAUGGCACUGUACGAUUUUGGCACGCUAACACUUAUCGUUUAGAGUCAACAUUAAAUUAUGGCUUAGAACGUGUCUGGACUAUGACGUGUCAGCGUGGUAAACAAAUAGUUGGUAUUGGUUAUGAUGAAGGUACUGUUGCUAUAUCUUUGGGUCGAGAUGAACCUGCCAUGUCUAUGGAUGCAUCUGGAAAAUUGGUUUGUGCUAGACAUUCAGAGCUAGUUCAAGCUAAUUUACGAUCAUUGAACUUCAGUGGGGAUGGAAGUGAAAUGAUUCAGGAUGGUGAACGUCUUCCAGUUACUUUCAAAGAUAUGGGUACAUGUGAAAUAUAUCCACAAAUUAUUGAACAUAACGCUAACGGACGUUAUGUGGUUGUUUACGGUGAUGGCGAGUACAUAGUUUACACUGCUAUGGCAUUAAGAAAUAAAACAUUUGGUCAAGGAUUAGAAUUUGUAUGGUGUCAAUUCGAUGCUGGAGUUUAUGCUGUUCGUGAGAGUAAUGCUGUUGUUAAGGUUUACAAACAAAUGAAAGAGGUUCGUACAUUUAAAUUAGAUUAUGGUGCGGAACAAAUAUUUGGUGGACAUUUAUUAGGUGUACGUUCAUUAACUGGUUUAACAUUUUAUGAUUGGUUAACUGGUCGAAUUAUUCGACGGAUUGAUAAUAAUCCAAAAGGUGUUUAUUGGAAUGAAUCUGGUCAAUUAGUAGCAUUAUGUACAAAUGAUACAUUUUACAUAUUACGUUAUUCAGCUGAUGCUGUACCAGAUUCUAAUUUGCCAACAAUCAAUAAUAAUAACCAUGAAGAUAUAGAUGGAUAUGAAAAAGCUUUUCAACUUGUACCAAAUGGUGAAGUCAAUAGUCAAGUACUUAAUGGUCGUUGGUUUGGUGAUGCAUUUAUAUUUACAACACAAGGGAAUCGUUUAUGUUAUUUUGUUGGUGGUGAAGUAUUCACAUUAGCUUUAUUGGAUCGUCCAAUGUAUUUAUUAGGUUAUUUAGCAAAAGAAAAUCGUUUAAUUCUAGGUGAUAGAGAUUUACAGAUUGUUAGUUAUACUCUAUUACUCAGUGUAUUAGAAUAUGAAACAGCGGUGUUACGUGGAGAUUUUACAACUGCUGAUGCUAUUCUACCAAAUAUAUCAAAAGAUCAAUAUACAAAAAUUGCUCAAUUCUUAGAGAAACAAGGUUAUCGAAAACAAGCUAUGCGUGUCACUACAGAUAUGGAUCAUAAAUUUGAAUUAGCUUUACAAUUAGGAGAUUUUGAAUUAUGCCAACAAAUUGCCAUGGAUGGUGAUGCUAAAACAAAUGAAGCUAAAUGGAAACAAUUAGCUGAAGCCGCUUGUAAGGCUUGUAAAUUUAAAUAUGCUGAAGAAUAUCUAUCACGUACAGACGAUUAUGCUAGUCUAAUGUUAUUAGCGACAAGUUCAGGAAAUCGUAAACUACUUGAAUGGAUUGGCAAAGAAGCAGCUACGAAAGGAAAUGAUAAUAUUGCUUUUCUAGCACGUUUUCUUGUCACUGAUUUGGAAGGUUGUCUUGAAUUGUUAACAAAUGCUAAACGAUUCCCUGAAGCUGCAUUUUUUUCUCGUACAUAUUUACCAAGUUAUAUGCCUGAAAUAGUUGAACAAUGGCGUAAUUGGUUAGAUAAAUCAAAUAAAGCCAGUGCAAAAAUUGCUAAUUCUUUAGCUAAUCCAAAAGAUUAUCCAAAUUUAUUUCCAGAUCUUGAGGAGGCUUUAUCCACAGAAAAAUGGUUAAAAGCUGAUAGAAAAGCACGUUUAAAUUUACCCGCUUCAGCUUAUCCAACUCAACAGUUACCAGGUGAUCGUGAUCUUCACGCUGAAAUGCAAAAUAAACCUAUCCCCAUGGAACCAUCAUCAUUUGAUGAUAAAUUACCGUUUCAUGCUAAUUUAAUUUCAACAACUACCAUAAAUAAUAAUAAUUAUAUACCGACUAUUGAAGAACAACAACAACAACAACAGGAAACUAUUUCACCGUCUGUUGUUAUCGCUCCAACAACACUACGAUCGAAUAGUAACAAUCGAAAUGAUUCUGGAGAUAGUGAAUUAGACUCGGUCAAGUUGAUCGGAGAUGAGGAAGAAGACGAAGAAGAGGAAGCAGAUGAAGGAGAGUUGGACGAUGAUGUUGACGAUGACGACGACAACGAGGAGGAGGAAGAGGAAGAGAAUAACAAUAAUGAUCAAGUGGAUGUUGAAGCAGAACAUAUUGAAUCUUGGUACGAUGAUGAUGAUGAUAGUGAUGAUAAUAUCGUCGACGAGAAACGUAGUAGUGAAGUGAAAACCACAUUGUCUGGAAUAGGGAAAUAGUUUAAAUAUAAAUAUUUUCUACUUUAAUAUUGUGAUCAUUGUUAUUUACUACGAAUUGAUUUACUUUCUGUCUAUUAUUGACUUUUUGUUAGUCUAUUGUUCUUCUUUUAUUGGUUUUAUGUAUGUUUAUUUGUAUACUGGGCUUGUUCACCAGUUUUUUGGUUGUUUGUGAAGCGGUUAUGCAGUCUAAUAACAACACAUUUAUACAUAAUAUACACUUGUAUGUAUAUUUUCUCUGUUUUGAUAUUAUAUCACAAUCAACGAUGGUCUCACAAUACAUUGAAACUAGACAUGUACACUAUUGAAUGUCAACUUGUUGGUUUAGAGAUGAAGCGUUCACUCAAGACAAACUAAAAAACACAUUCUUGAUUCGAUUUCUUGUGACAGAGUUGUGGGUUCGCUCUGAUGUAUAGUUCCAUAUCAGUAGGACGAAACAAUUAUUCAAUGCUUCCUGGUGUUAAGUAGCGGUCUAGCUAAGAUUAGUUCAUGAUUUCAAAUAGUAAACGAUCUGUUCCUUUUCAAAAAAGAAUGUUCCAAGUCUAAUUAUUCUUCAGUAUAUUAGUACUUAGCAUAUCGAUAAUUCGUUGUUAAUUGUGUUGGCUAUUUUAUUUGUUUGACUGAGUAUUAUCAGUGGUUAGGAGAUAUUAUUACGGAAAAAGGAGUCCUUGUUUGGUUAGGUUUGAGUGAUUUAAAUACUUAUUACAGGUAUGUAUAUACUUUAUGCUUUUUCGGAUGACGUUAUACAAUAGUAGAUUUCUGACCAUAUACAAAUCUUUCUUAGCAUUGACUACAUUUGGUGAAUCUAUUGACCGCUGAGUUCUCAAUACAGGAGAUAAGUUAGUUGCUGAAUGAAAUUGGCUGCAUUAUACAUGUCAAAUUAUUGAUAUAUUGUAAUGGCUGGGACACGUGUUACGUAUGCCCAACCACCGACUGCCUCGAUGUGCGAUGUUUUGUUGUAUAGGAGU
This is a messenger RNA of Schistosoma curassoni, 4022 nucleotides long. The record is from the annotation of a GenBank genome assembly. NCBI's taxonomy places the organism in Eukaryota, Metazoa, Platyhelminthes, Trematoda, Strigeidida, Schistosomatidae.